Messenger RNA from Cladocopium goreaui, 3879 nucleotides. The record is from the annotation of a GenBank genome assembly. Lineage: Eukaryota; Dinophyceae; Suessiales; Symbiodiniaceae.
AUGCCGUCGCCCCGAACGCUCGUCGCCGUCUGCACUUACAACGAAGUCGAGAACUUGCCGUCGCUCGUCGAAGCGAUCGAGGCGGCGCUCCCCGAGGUCGACGUGCUGAUUGUCGACGACAACUCGCCCGACGGGACGGGGCGUUGGGCCGACGAACGAGCGGCCGCCGACCCACGCGUCGCCGUACUCCAUCGAGAGGGCAAACUCGGCCUCGGCUCGGCGACGUUCGCCGCAAUGCGGCACGCGAUCGACGGCGGGUACGACGUCGUCUGUACACUCGACGCCGAUUGGAGCCAUCCGCCCGAUCGUCUGCCGGCGCUGGUCGAGUUGGUCGAAACGCACGACGUCGCGAUCGGCUCGCGCUACGUCGAUGGCGGCGCGAUCGAGGGUUGGCCGCUGAAACGCCGCGUCGCGAGUCGCCUGGUCAACUUCGCCGCGCGGUUCUUGCUCCGUCUGCCGACGCGUGAUUCCAGCGGCGCCUUCCGAGCCUACCGGGUCGACACGGUCAAACGCCUCGACUUCGACACGAUGCGUUGCCCCGGCUACGCCUACCUCGAAGAGAUCCUCUGGCGGCUGAAGCGGCUCGGCGCCACGUUCGGCGAGACGCCGAUCACGUUCACCGAGCGGCGGGCGGGCGCCUCGAAGAUCAACCGCGGCGAGGUCUUCGCGGCGGCCCGGUUGCUGUUGCGGCUUGGCGUCUCGGAGUGGUUCGGCGUCCGACACCCCUUCUGCGCUGCGCCGGUUCGGUUGCGCGUCCUCAAGAACGCCCGCGGAGUUGUCGUCCCCAUGAGCACCAAACGCAUCGGCAUCCUCACUUCGGGCGGCGACUGCCCGGGACUUAACGCCGUGAUCCGCGGCGCCGUGAAGGCGUGCCACCAGCUCGGCUACGACUGCGUCGGCUUCCUGAAGGGAUACGAAGGGCUCCACGAUCCCGUUCAAUACGUCCACCUGACGCCGCAGAGCACGCGUGGAAUCCUGAACCAGGGCGGCACGAUUCUCGGCUCAACGAACAAGGGCCGCUUCGCCGCGACGGUCGGCGUGCAGGACCGCCAGGAGAUCGCCCCGCACCUGAUGGAAGGCGUCAAGUCGACCAUCAAGCAGCUCGGCAUCGACGGAUUGAUCUGUGUCGGCGGCGACGGCUCGCUCGCCGUCGCGCAGCAGUUCCACGAACAGGGCAUCCCGGUCGUCGGCGUUCCCAAGACGAUCGACAACGAUCUGUCGGCCACGGCUUUCACGUUCGGCUUUGACAGCGCCAUCGAGUGCGCGACCGACGCGCUCGACCGCCUGCACACCACCGCCGCGAGCCACGAGCGGAUCAUGGUCCUCGAGGUCAUGGGCCGCCACGCCGGCUGGAUCGCGUUGCACGCGGGUAUCGCCGGCGGCGGCGACGUGAUCCUGAUCCCCGAGAUCCCCUGGUCGUUCGAGCACGUCUGCCACAAGAUUCUGCACCGCGAGAGCCAAGGGAAGAAGUUCACGUUGGUUGUCGUCGCCGAGGGCGCCGAGUUGCCGGGCGGGGCCCUCGUUGGGGAACAACGCGACGGCGCGCAGAUGAAGCUGGGCGGCCUGGGCCGCGCGGUCGCCGAAGAGAUCGAGCGGCGGCUUCACCGCGAGACGCGACUAAGCGUCUUGGGGCACCUGCAACGCGGCGGCAGCCCGACCACCUUCGACCGCGUCCUCGCCACGCAGUUCGGCGCCCACGCCGUUCGUUUGGUCAAGGAAGGCCGUUUCGGCGAGAUGAUCUGCAGUCGGCCGCCCGAGAUGACCAGCGUCCCGAUCAUGGAGGCGGUCAACGUGCUUCGUCAGGUCGAUCCGCACGGUCCUUGCGUGCAGGCGGCUCGGGCGCUCGGCGUGAGCUUCGGCGACCGACCGGCCGACGAGAUCGGUCAGGACGUCUUCGACCGGCUCGAGCCCGUGUCGCACGUCGCGGACUUGGUUUCGCAACCCGCCGUGGUUGAGGCCGAGUCGCUUGAGACGGAAACGACUGAAGCGCCGACGGAAGAACUCGCCGUCGAGACGACUGUUGCCGUCGUCGAAACGUCGGCCGAAGCCGACCCGGAAGAAGCCGCGGCAGAGCAAGUCGCCGAGACGCUCCUCGACAUGGUCGCCGAAGCCGACGAAGCGGCGCACGGCCCGGUCGUCGAGCCGGAGACCGAGUCGCCGGUCGAGGAGUCGGUUGACGACGACCGGCUGCCCGAGCUCCCGGAGACCGAUGAACUUCCGGCCGAGGAGGAGGCGCCCGUCGCUGAGCCCGAAGACGAACCCAAGGCCGAGCGCGAGCCCGAAAGUGCUCCGGCGCCUGUCUCGACGCCCGAGGUGCUGGAGCAGGAGCUGACGAUCGGCGAAGCGUUGAUCGACGAAGAACCCGAGGCGGCCAGCGACCCUGAGCCACAAGCCGCCGCGGUCCCGGAGGGGGUCGACCUUUCCGCGGCACAGGCUCAGUUGGCGCAGCGAAUCGCCGAGGCGGCGAAGACGGCCCGAGAGGACGUGCCUGAAGAGACUUCGCUUGAGCAGGCGGGUGAGAUCUCGGUCGCCGAUCUCGUGAAGCAGAAGCUAGCCGCCGCGGCGUUGAAGACGCCCCCGGCGGCGGACGCCGAGAAGUCGAACCCGUCGUCCGAGCCGCAGGCGGAGCCGCGCGGCGACGAGCUCGUUGCCGAGUACCGCCGAUUCGGCAAGACCGAGCUGUCGAUGCCCGUCUUCAGUUGCGGCGGGAUGCGCUACCAGCAGACCUGGGACGACGCCACGCUCGACGUUGUCGAGGCAGAGAACCAACGGAACCUGCGGGCGACAAUCGACCGCGCGCUCGAGUUGGGCGUCACCCACAUCGAGACCGCGCGGGGCUACGGCACGAGCGAGCGGCAACUCGGCCUCGUGCUGCCCGAGCUGCGUGAGCGACGCCCCGAGAGCGGCGGUCCGGAGGGGCUGAUCGUCCAGACGAAGGUCGCCCCGCUCGCCGAUGCGGGCGAGUUUCGCCGGCAGGUGCUCGACUCACUCGACCGCCUGCGGAUGUCACGCGUCGACUUGCUGGGGCUGCACGGCAUCAACACCCACGAGCUGCUCUGGUGGGCCACGAAGCCGGGCGGCUGUCUCGAAGUGGCGCGGGAGCUGCAAGCCGAGGGCCGCGUCGGGCACGUCGGUUUCUCGACUCACGGUGCGACCGACCUGAUCGUCGACGCGAUCGAGGCGAAGAACCACGGCGGCUUCGACUACGUGAACCUCCAUUGGUACUACAUCAACCAAUGGAACUGGCCGGCGGUCGAGGCGGCGAAGCGGAACGACCUCGGCGUGUUCAUCAUCUCGCCAAGCGACAAGGGCGGCAUGCUGUACAAGCCGCCGCAGCGGCUGGUCGAGCUGUGUGAGCCGCUGCACCCGAUCGUCUUCAACUGUCUCUUCUGCUUGAACCGUCCCGAGGUUCACACGCUCAGCCUCGGCGCCGCGCAGCCGAGCGACUUCGACCUGCAGAUGUCGUCGUUGCCGCUGCUUGAGGAUGCGAACGAGAAGCUCGCGCCGAUCUUGGCGAAGCUGCAGGCGGCCAUGGACGAGACGGUUGGCGAGGACGUCGCCCGGCGAUUCCGCGAGGGGCUGCCGGUCUGGGACGCCGAGAAGAACGCGGGCCACAUCAACACCCAUAUCGUGCUGUGGCUGCGCGGACUGGCGCUCGCCUACGACAUGGUCGAAUACGGCAAGAUGCGCUACAACCUGCUCGGCAACGGCGGGCACUGGUUCGCGGGGCUUGGAGCCGGCCACCUCGACACGAUGCCUGUCGAGCGUCUGGAGAAGGCCUACAAGGACUCGCCGUUCGCCGAGCAAGUCGCCGGUUGGCUCCGCGAGACGCACGAGCUGCUCGGCGACGCGGCGGUGGGACGGCUGAGCGCCGACUGA